GCAUAUUUUUCUACGUUCAAAUUUUACUUGUUACAGAGUGUAAGAAAUUUUAGACGUUGCUCUGCGCGAAUUCUAAAGCACCGCAGAGUGAAAUCUAUCGGUAGAAAACCAGAGACUGCCUUAUAAAUUGAACUAGAAGGUUUCCACCACCUGUAACAAAACCUUAACAGUCCUUAUUUUGUUAGGCAAGAGGAGAUCAAUGGCUGUGGGAGUGGCAGGAGGGAUCUCCGAGGCCGCAGAUGCUGCCGCUUGGCUCUUCGCGGUGGUGGCGACGGCGGCCGUAGCCACGGUGCUUGUACUGUACUUGUAUGCACCCUACUGGGGGGUGAGGAAGGUGCCGGGACCUCCCGCCACGCCUCUCGUCGGACACCUGCCCUUGCUCGCAAAGUACGGGCCCGACGCCUUCGCUGUCCUCGCCAAGGCUUACGGCCCGGUAUUUAGGUUCCACCUGGGGAGGCAACCAAUAAUAAUUGUUGCAGAUCCUGAGCUAUGCAAAGAGGUGGGCAUUAAGAAGUUCAAGAGCAUCACCAAUAGGAGCUUACCAUCACCCAUUGCUGGGUCCCCUCUCCACCAAAAGGGUCUCUUUUUCACAAGGGAUUCAAGGUGGCAAGAAAUGAGGAACACUAUAAUCUCUCUCUACCAACCUUCUCACUUAGCUAGCCUCAUCCCUAUCAUGCAAUCAUAUAUAGAAUCCGCGACACAAACACUCUCUUCAGACAAAGGGAAGGACUUAACCUUUUCCGAACUCUCUCUCAAGUUGGCCACCGAUAUCAUCGGCCAAGCAGCAUUUGGUGCCGAUUUCGGCCUUUCGAAAGAAGGAUCUUUACAAGAGUCCAAUGUAGAUGAUGAUGUCUCUGCCUUUGUUAAAGAACAUAUGUACUCCACCACCUCAUUAAAGAUGGAUCUCUCUGGCUCCUUUUCUAUCAUUGUGGGAUUACUUGUUCCAAUUCUGCAAGAACCAUGCAAACAGAUUCUGAAAAGAAUCCCCGGAACCGCAGAUUGGAAGAUAGAGAAAACCAAUAGUAAGCUUGGUAAAAGACUAAAUGAGAUAGUUGCUAAAAGGGAACAAGAGAAGGAAAGGGACUACUGUAGGGACUUUUUAUCAGCUAUAUUGAAUGCUCGGGAGUCGAAUGAUGCGUCGAGAGAGCUAUUCACUUCGGACUACGUAAGUGCUCUCACUUAUGAGCACCUUCUUGCUGGAUCGGCGACGACUUCGUUCACUCUAUCAUCAGUUAUUUACUUGGUCUCCAAACACCCGGAAGUGGAGGAGAAGCUAAUAAAAGAAAUCGACGAAUUUGGGCCGGCUGAUUCGGCUCCAACUGCUGAUGAUCUUCAGCACAAAUUUCCCUAUCUUGAUCAAGUGAUAAAAGAGGCCAUGAGGUUUUACACCGUCUCGCCGUUGAUUGCAAGGGAGACAUCUCGAAGAGUUGAUGUUGGUGGUUAUGUCCUUCCGAAGGGCACAUGGGUUUGGCUAGCACCGGGCGUACUUGCGAAGGACCCGAAAAACUUCCCAAACCCGAAUGAGUUUCGGCCCGAGAGAUUCGACCCGGAUUGCGAAGAAGAGAAGCAGAGGCAUCCUUAUGCACAUAUACCAUUUGGAAUUGGACCUAGAUCAUGUAUAGGGCAGAAGUUCUCGUUGCAAGAGAUCAAGUUAUCGGUCAUACAUCUGUACCGCAACUACGUCUUCAGGCACUCUCCACAGAUGGAAUCUCCACUUCAGUUUCAGUAUGGAAUUGUUCUUAAUUUCAAGCAUGGUGUCAAACUUCAAGUCAUAAAGAGACAUACUGCUUAACAAAUAAAACUCUGCUUAGUUUGAUGCACAAUAAAAAAAAAGAAGUAUGUAGGAAUACCUUAUAGGAAUGUAAAUUUACUCAAACUUCAUCAAGUGUACUUAUCUAUUCGAGCUCUCUAGAUCAUUCGCUUGCAAUUGAUCGAAAGUGUGGUAGUGAUCAAUUCGAUCAAUUUAA
Ananas comosus (pineapple) is the source of this 1967-nucleotide messenger RNA. Its product is annotated as cytochrome P450 711A1. Lineage: Eukaryota; Viridiplantae; Streptophyta; Magnoliopsida; Poales; Bromeliaceae. The coding region runs from base 200 to 1792 and encodes 530 amino acids. Gene Ontology annotation, molecular function: heme binding; iron ion binding; oxidoreductase activity, acting on paired donors, with incorporation or reduction of molecular oxygen. The transcript has 5 exons. The record is from RefSeq and is a predicted model, not a curated record.